Messenger RNA from Pogoniulus pusillus (Red-fronted tinkerbird), 2464 nucleotides. It is a transcript of the gene PDCD4, whose product is annotated as programmed cell death 4. Gene Ontology annotation, cellular component: cytosol; nucleus. Bases 356 to 1756 code for a protein of 466 amino acids. Lineage: Eukaryota; Metazoa; Chordata; Aves; Piciformes; Lybiidae. Gene Ontology annotation, biological process: negative regulation of DNA-templated transcription. The transcript has 13 exons. The record is from RefSeq and is a predicted model, not a curated record.
CCAGGCGGCGGUGCUGGUAGCGGCGCGGGCGGGAGCGGAGCCGCCGGUACCGGAGGCGCGGGCGGCCUGAGGGAGAGGCAGUCUGGCCCGGAGCGGGCAGCCCUGCUUUAUCUCCUCCCUGCCGGCGAGGCCACUCUGCAGGAGGUGGACAACUAAUGGAACAUUCCACUAGGAAGAAUAAAACAGUUCUUACACGGUAGUUUGCUUGGAUAAGACUUGAAAGCCAUACAAAAAAGGAAUAAAUCUCUCAAGCAACAGUGACUGGAAACACUUGAGAACUCCUGAAUGAUUGAUUGAGGCCUUGAAAGAAAAACAUUAAGACUUUACAUUUCACAGUCAGUUCUGUUAAGCAGCUAUGGAAACAGAGAAGGAACACAUUUACAUUACCCCAACAGAACUUGAGAAUCUAAAUGAUGCUCUGCUCUCCGGUGAUGAAGAAAAUGGUGGGUCUGAGGAACCGAAGAAUGAAAUCAAUGGAAAUUGGAUUCCUGCAACUUCCAUUACUGAAGCCAAAAUAAAUGCUAAAGCAAAGAGACGGUUGAGGAAAAAUUCUUCUAGAGAUUCUGGGAGAGGAGACUCCGUUAGUGACAAUGGAGAAACGCUGAAGGUUGGAGUUGCACCAACGAGCCCAAAAGGGAAGCUCCUGGACAGGCGAUCCCGGUCAGGAAAGGGAAGAGGUCUACCAAAGAAAGGUGGAGCAGGCGGUAAAGGAGUUUGGGGAACACCAGGUCAAGUGUAUGAUGUGGAAGAAGUAGAUAUUAAGGAUCCUAAUUACGAUGAUGACCAGGAGAACUGUGUCUAUGAAACAGUAGUUUUACCUCUGGAUGAAAGAGCAUUUGAAAAAACAUUAACACCAAUCAUACAGGAAUAUUUUGAACAUGGAGAUACUAACGAAGUGUCGGAGAUGCUGAAGAAUUUAAACCUUGGUGAAAUGAAAUACAGUGUGCCUGUGCUGGCUGUUUCCUUGGCAUUAGAGGGAAAAGCUAGUCAUAGGGAAAUGACAUCUAAGCUUAUCUCUGACCUCUGUGGGACAGUAGUAAGCAAAACUGAUGUGGAAAAAUCCUUUGACAGACUGCUUAAAGAACUACCGGAGUUGGUUUUGGAUUCUCCCAGGGCGCCACAGUUGGUGGGCCAGUUCAUUGCUAGAGCUGUUGGAGAUGGGAUUCUGAGCAGUACUUACAUCGAUGGCUACAAAGGCACUGUGGAUUGUGUUCAAGCUCGAGCUGCACUGGACCGAGCUACUGUGUUGCUGAGUGUUACAAAGGGCGGAAAGCGCAUAGACAACAUCUGGGGCUCAGGAGGUGGCCAGCAGUCUGUGAAACACCUGGUUAAAGAGAUUGAUAUGUUGCUGAAAGAGUAUUUGCUUUCUGGAGAUGUACUGGAAGCUGAAUGUUGUCUUCAGGAACUGGAAGUGCCCCAUUUUCACCAUGAACUUGUAUAUGAAGCUGUUGUGAUGGUUUUGGAGUCAACAGGGGACAAGACCUUCAAAAUGAUCCUGGAUUUAUUGAAAUCUCUCUGGAGGUCUUCUGUCAUUACUAUGGACCAAAUGAAAAGAGGCUACGAACGAGUUUACCGUGAAAUCCCAGAUAUUAACCUGGAUGUGCCACACUCCUAUUCUGUGCUUGAGCGCUUUGUGGAGGAAUGCUUUCAGGCUGGAAUAAUCUCCAAACCACUGAGAGACCUCUGUCCUUCAAGGGGCAGAAAGCGCUUUGUGAGUGAAGGAGAUGGAGGUCGUCUUAAGCUGGAAAGCUACUGAAUGUGAGAAUGAACUCUUGAAGCCUUAAAAGUUUAAAGGGAAAGUAGAUAGAUAUCCAUAUAUAUAUACACACAAGCACACAUGGCUUUUUUUUGGGGGGGUGUUUGUGUGUGUGUAUGUAUGCACAGACAUACCAAAAUUUUAAGAGUUGCUUAGCACAGUUCAUAUUUUUCUAAAAGCACAUUUCGGGUACAAAUUGUUUUUGUUUGGGUAGGUUUUUUUCUUGGGUUUUUUUGUGUUUCUUUUUUUAAAUUUCAGGAAGAAACCUCCUUUCUCUGGGCAUAUAGUAGAACAACUGGCCACUCUGCUGUGGUGGUGCCUUCGAAUAAGCUAUCUUUUUCAAGUGCCAUAUGUUUAUGACCUAAUCAUUCCAUGUUUGCAUUGGUGUCUGACUGCCUUUCAAGGAUAGCGUUGUCAUCAUAAAAUCACUGGUUUAUACAAAGCUUUAUAGAAGGGUCAAGUUAAGCUGCUGUGAUCCCAUUUCCAUUGCUGCUGAAGAAAUACUGUGCUUUGGGAGGAAAAAAAUAGCUAUUUCUUUGUUCAAGAGCCCCAGAAAAUGGAGUUGGGUCGUGAGAUAAAUUCAUCUGUUGCAGGGGAAGAACACUGGUUGGUUUAGCCCCCAUGUACCAAACUCAUCUUUUUUUUUAAUAUGUAACUGGAAAAGUGAAAAGUUCUGGUAAAACAUAUUAAAACUAUUUUUUUGUGAAA